GUGCAUUUGUUGGUCCAGGUGUAUUUGUUGGUCCAGGUGUAUUUGUUGAUCCAGGUGUAUUUGUUGGUCCAGGUGUAUUUGUUGAUCCAGGUGUAUUUGUUGGUCCAGGUGUAUUUGUUGAUCCAGGUGUAUUUGUUGGUCCAGGUGUAUUUGUUGGUCCAGGUGUAUUUGUUGGUCCAGGUGUAUUUGUUGAUCCAGGUGUAUUUGUUGAUCCAGGUGUAUUUGUUGAUCCAGGUGCAUUUGUUGAUCCAGGUGUAUUUGUUGAUCCAGGUGCAUUUGUUGGUCCAGGUGUAUUUGUUGGUCCAGGUGUAUUUGUUGGUCCAGGUGUAUUUGUUGGUCCAGGUGUAUUUGUUGAUCCAGGUGUAUUUGUUGAUCCAGGUGCAUUUGUUGAUCCAGGUGUAUUUGUUGGUCCAGGUGUAUUUGUUGAUCCAGGUGUAUUUGUUGAUCCAGGUGCAUUUGUUGAUCCAGGUGUAUUUGUUGGUCCAGGUGUAUUUGUUGAUCCAGGUGUAUUUGUUGGUCCAGGUGUAUUUGUUGAUCCAG
This is a messenger RNA of Procambarus clarkii (red swamp crayfish), 540 nucleotides long. Lineage: Eukaryota; Metazoa; Arthropoda; Malacostraca; Decapoda; Cambaridae. The record is from RefSeq and is a predicted model, not a curated record.